AUGCGGAGCAAAGCAAAAGACCCGGGAAAUGCACGGUGGGGGGGUUGCACCGCGGCGCUGCGGAUAAUUCCAGCCGGGGUAGCGGUUACCAAGAGAACACACUCGGAAUUAGCAAUUGAUCUGAGGCAGCGUGGGACGGGAAGCCAGUUCCAUCAAGGCCCAGAGGGUUGCUGGUUGAAGCUGCUGGCUGGCCGUGCUAAUGCCACUUUGACUUUUGUCCAGAAGAAACGUUGCAGGCUGCCGGGGGUAGAAAGUGAGCCGUACAGUAUGGCCAAGGCUGCCCUGAAAAGAAUGGAGAGAUCCCAAGAAGAGAAUUCAUCAGGGGCCAGCAAGAAGAGGAAGAGCGCUGGUGGAACACCCUCCGAAGAACUGACGAGCCAGGCCCUUGUUGGGGCACCGCCGUCCUCCUCGGCCGUGAUAGAGAACAUCCUGGACAGCGAUCCAAGGGACCUGAUUGGAGACUUCUCAAAGAGUUACCUUUUCCACACGGUUGAUGGGAAGCAUCAAGAUCUGAAAUACAUCGACCCGGAAAUGAUGGUUGCAGUGUUGAAUGGUGGCUUCGCAAGAUUCAUUAAGGAAUGUGUGAUAAUUGACUGCAGAUAUCCCUAUGAGUAUGAAGGAGGCCAUAUCAAGGGUGCUAUAAACCUCCACAUGGAAGAGGAUGUGGAAGACUUCUUGCUGAAAAAGCCCAUUGUGUCAUCCGACAACAGGAGAGUGAUUGUCGUUUUCCACUGCGAGUUCUCAUCGGAGCGGGGACCUCGGAUGUGCCGGUUUGUGAGGGAGAGAGACCGGCUGGGCAAUGAGUACCCCCAUCUGCAUUACCCUGAGCUGUACGUCCUGAAAGGGGGCUACAAGGACUUCUUCUUAAAAUGCAGGAGCUUCUGUGAGCCGCAGGGCUAUCGCCCGAUGCACCAUGAAGACUUCAGGGAAGACCUGAGGAAGUUCCGCACAAAGAGUCGGACGUGGGCAGGCGAGAAGAGCAAAAGGGAAAUGUACAGCCGCCUGAAGAAGCUCUGAGAUCUCUCCGUGGGGCAGCCGGAUUCCACUCGCCUGCUAAGGGGGCAACGGGAGGAUGCAAGCUGGCUUGUUGCCUUUGCCCUGCAGACCAUGGAACUCAAUUCACUCCUUGCCUGGCCUUUGCCUGGCUACAUACUGAAUCCCUUCUGGCCAGGCUAUGUGGGAGCGCUUGGCUCGCCCACCCUGCAGGCCUGGGCCCCGUUGACAGUCCAUCCGUGAAUCCGCGGCAUUCGUGGCCCUCUUGAGACAAUCCGUGUAGGUGGAGCUUCCGUGGCAGCCCUUCCGUUUCUUCUAGAGUAUUAACCGCAAGGUUUUAGUGUGUGUGUGCGUGCGUGCAUGUGUGUUAAAAGCGUCCUUUUAAAAAUUUUAGUACAGUCAAGUGAAGCUAAUUUACGGCUGCGGCGUACCUGGGUUGCUUCAAGGCUUCUUUCUGGGUAGAGCGCCACCAGGAGGAGGCUGAGGGAAUCCACCCAGCUGCAGCUGAUUUAUUUAAUGUCCUUUUAUGCAAUUAAGUGUGGGGGGGAAGGCAAGCGAGAAAGCCAGGGUCGUUUUUGCUCAGAGCUUCGAGGUGUGCUGGAUGAAGCCUGCUUGCAGUCUUAAGGGGAAGCAGUUUCUUGUCAUAUCUUUAUCACUCCUCCUCUGACCCGGUUGUCUUUGGGCUUGGUCUUAACAGCUUCCGAAGCAAAACCAUUGGUGGUCUUUGAAUGGACACAGCCAGUGUUCUUGUGGGUGUGUCAGGCUAGCCCCUGUAGCGGCAGGCAGGUUUUCAAACAUCCUCACCCCCAAACAGAGCUGUAUUUAUUCUUCCGGGAGGUGUUGCCACAGCAUGCUCCUGGAAGGCGAGCCUGGGCUUGGACCAAUCACGGUGCUGUUUUCAGUCACACUUAAACCAAGGCUCCUUAGGCCCCUCCAAUCUCUGUGACUGCUUUUGUCCACUCCUGCGUGCCGUUGUGGAGAGUUGAGGUGAUGUCAGUGGGCUUUUCUCAGCUAAUGAGAUUUUCAGAAGUAAGUAACUGAAUCCGAGGGAAGUAGUAGUCUCAGCAUCUGAGACUCAUGGGGCUCCCCUUGAAGUCUUUUGUCCAGAAGAAGUCCAUAAUCGACGAACUGGCCUCGGCCUGGCCGUGUCUUGCAUCCGAGUGAGAUUGCAAUGGCGUGUGUAGCUGUUACCAGGGGCUGAAUCCUCAACCCCCUGAAUCCUCUGUGAACUUUCGUAGGUGCCUGGCCAGGAAUCCCAUUAGAUGCCCUUGAGUUCUGGUGUUGUGUGUCUCAAUAUUACAAAUCCUCUUAAGGUGGAAACGGUUAGGGUGGGUUUUAAGGGUGGGGGGGGGGCAGAGAACACCCAGUAUUGUAAAUUUCGCUUUCCUCAAAGGCCCACCGCUGUUUGUUCUGUCUGUGGUUUUUACAACCAAAGGGCAAAAUGAACAAGAAAUUACUGCUGGCGGCUUAUGGCCUAAACCUGGUUAGGAGGAAAUGGUUAGAUGACCCAUGUGCGCCUUGGCUUCGUGCCCUUUGGCAGAACUUGCCUCCCGUGGCUUGUUUGCCUUGACCCCCCCCCCCCCCGACCCGAGAUGCGCUUGGGAGGAAAACUUGGGGCUUCGAUUGUCCGAGGAGCCUCGCUGACGUCCCGGUUUCCGUCCUCCUUCCUGCCUGGGGUGGAACAUUCUACGGCUGCCUUGCUGGCUUCGCCCUGGGAAUGCUCCCCAAAGUGCUUUCCCCGCCUCUUCAGCAUGCGCUUCCAAGAAUUCAGGGGUCAGCGUUUCUUCUCGUUGCCAUUUCUUUUUUUUUUAAUUCAGCAAUGACGUUUGCCAAAGGCUCUUAUCCGAAGCAAAGGGAGGGGAAACCUGCUUUUAAUGUAUUGUGAAUGUCUUGGACAGGAGGAGGAGGCGAAAGGCCUUGGCUUGAAUCCAUCGGGCCCAGGAAAUAAAUUGCCCAAUACCCAAA
This is a messenger RNA of Heteronotia binoei (common prickly gecko), 2958 nucleotides long. It is a transcript of the gene CDC25A, whose product is annotated as cell division cycle 25A. The transcript has 9 exons. The coding region runs from base 1 to 1017 and encodes 338 amino acids. Gene Ontology annotation, cellular component: cytoplasm; nucleus. The record is from RefSeq and is a predicted model, not a curated record. Gene Ontology annotation, biological process: protein dephosphorylation; positive regulation of G2/M transition of mitotic cell cycle; G2/M transition of mitotic cell cycle. Gene Ontology annotation, molecular function: protein tyrosine phosphatase activity. NCBI's taxonomy places the organism in Eukaryota, Metazoa, Chordata, Lepidosauria, Squamata, Gekkonidae.